AUUACUCCCCGGUAAAUGAGGUAGUGUAUCAUAUGCUAUUAAUAAUUAACACUGAAAGCAAAAAAAAAAAAAAUAAUAGAAUAGAUUAUAGUUUUCAUAAAUACUCAAUGUCGCUGUAAAAAUCGUUGCCGAAACAAAAGCGAUCGUUGUACUUAAUAAAGAUUUUUCCAACUAUAAAAAUAUUGAUUAGAAACAGCAAUUAUUAAAUACUGAACCGUGCGGAAAAAAUAAAGAUAAUUGACACAGGUAUAAUUAAAGCGGUGGAACCAUCUCAAAACCUGAAGGAUUAUCAUAUAAGUAAUUUGCAAAAUGGGUGUAGUUGACGGAUUUAAGGGUGCUGGACUAUUUGCUAAGAUAGCCCUAGUGUUGUUGCUAAUAGCGACGCUGUUUGUGUGGAUAGCCUACACGUGCACUGGCUGGGGAGAGGCAAAGUCUGGUACUGCUGAUGGCACACACAUUGGGCUGUGGCGUAUUUGCUCCGACAACAAAUAUACCCCUGGAUGUUCUCAAACAGACGGCUGGGCAAACGACUGGUUUGCCGCCUGCCAGGCUUUGGUGACAUUCGGAUUCUUUGGUAUAAAUGUGGCAUUGUUCCUCCUUAUAUUGUACAUAUUUGUACCCAGUUGUCAGAAGAAUGGAGAGAUUGCCAUGGCAACAGCCAUCGUUUGCAUUGUCACAGGCGUCCUCUACCUAAUUGGGGUCAUUGUGUUUGCUGCAGAAUUCAAGGACGAUUUCAUAGAUCCUGGAGACUCGAACCCGACCUGGGGAGAUUACGAGCUCAGCUAUUGUUUCGGAGUAUCUGUGAUUGCUCUAAUACUAGAAAUAGUGGCUGGAGUUCUGGCUAUACUUGACUCAAAAAAAGGAGGGACAUCCCCUUCUGCGUGACAGGUUGUUUUUAUAUCAAUAUCUGAUAUUCACAAUAUAAUAAAUCUGGCCAUGGCCUUCUUAUUUUGUCUGAACAUCUCAUACAUUAUAUAAAGACAUAAGAAUGUAACAAUAGGUAAUCAACCAUCCAACAUGUGUACCAUACACACAGGUACCACAAAAACAAUAUUAUGCAAAUAAAUAUAUAAUUCAGACCUCUGGAAUAUCUUAAUGUUUAUUCUCAAAAACUGGCAGAUCUUUCAAGUAUAUUGUUCUAGACUGCAUAAAGAACACACUUGACGGCGUAAAGAAACAGCAUAAUAGAACAACAAGUGUACCAAUACUCACAUUUAGGACAAAUUACUAAAUAAAUAAAUAAAUAAAUAAAUAUAAUUCCAUGGAGUAUAAAAAAUCUCUAUCUGUAUACCUGUCUUAGUUAAAGGGACAUUUUAUCUAAUACAUACAUUUUUGUUAUUUACAUAUAUGCACUUUUGGCUGUUAUAUUUAUGCCAGACCCUCUCGUAUUUCAAAAUUAAGUGCGGAAAAUCUGUGGUAGCAGUUAUCUGUAGCAAUUAUAUGUGUAGUUUUUCUUUGAGAAGGAUUCGCAGUACAUGCAUGUAUAUGUAAUAUAUAUAAUUGUAAUAGUAUUUAUAUAAAAGCCACUUGAUAAUAAACCAAUUGUUUUAUGUGUCGUUCAAUUUUUAUAUGAUGCUCCAGAUUAUAUGAAUAAAACAGAAUAUUUGUUUACUAUCAUUUGUUGAAUAUGGCUUGCAAGAAAGAGAUACCAUCACUGGUUGAAGGUGCGGAUGGGAAUAUCCGCCAAAGCCUUUUAU
Messenger RNA from Mercenaria mercenaria, 1697 nucleotides. RefSeq lists its product as uncharacterized. NCBI's taxonomy places the organism in Eukaryota, Metazoa, Mollusca, Bivalvia, Venerida, Veneridae. The record is from RefSeq and is a predicted model, not a curated record. Gene Ontology annotation, cellular component: membrane. Bases 310 to 885 code for a protein of 191 amino acids. The transcript has 3 exons.